Molecule: messenger RNA, 996 nt
Organism: Echinostoma caproni
Lineage: Eukaryota; Metazoa; Platyhelminthes; Trematoda; Plagiorchiida; Echinostomatidae
Source: the annotation of a GenBank genome assembly
CUGUCUACUUGGGAUCUUCUCCGGCGCGAUACCAAAUUGGCUUGUGUUUCGACGGGGUCCAUCGGUGAGCGCUUCGUUUGCUCCACAGUAUCCGGUCUUGACUUUGUGGAACUAGUUAGCGCACCAGAUUUCUUGGAGAUGGCAAAUCGACUGUGCACUCUUCAUUCGGCUGAUCUCCUUGUGUGUAUUACUGUAGGUCACGCACCGUGUACGGACAAUCAGAUUCACUCGCAAGAUCGUCGACGAGGUCUGAUUGUUUAUUCACCUCACAGUCAAAACAACCUGUCGAAAGAGCUGGUCGAGUUCAUAUGUCAACCAAGGCACAAUCUGGAUUUGCACGAAGAACCCGUACCCCAAGCCCCGGUGACGUUCACUGGCGUUAUCCGCAAUCCGGUUGUGACACGGAAAGCUAUAUUGCCUCUGCUAGUCCAGUUUAUCAAACGUCACCAGUCACCACCGGCAGAGAAUUCGACCACUUCCGGGAAUAAUCCGGUUGAAACAGAUGAGAAUCUCCCGGAUAGCAAUUCGAAAUCCACUCAUACGGACUGCUGCUUUCAUCCGAUACGGUCGUUGGAUCCAAACAUUCAAGGUGAACUGAAUUUCUUACGAACCUGGUUGGCCUCAUUCAAACCGGACGAGCGUUUCAAAUUGGUUCAAGACACAGUGUCCAGAGUAAUGGAUACAGUAUGCACUGAGCAUCCGUCAGUUGAACUACUUAAACAAGUAGCGAUGCAGUUGACGGAAAAAGCUCACGCUGAUCGAGAUUUCGCGACCAAAGUGCUGAGUGAUAUUGGAAAGGCCUUGAGUCGCGGUCGGCGAUUGACCAUGCCAGCCACGAAUGAUCUCCGGGCGUAUCAUGUGAACAAGCAGAAGGAGAAUGCGAACAAACGAUAUCGUGGCACGUCGGACGAUUCGUACAGUUUGCCAGAUCAAGAGAAUACCAAACCAAGCUGGUUGGAGGUAGAUAGAUAUCUAAUGGGCUCUAAAUCGUUUUGA